GUGAUUGGUUGAAAGUGUGCGUUACGUCAAGCGCUCCCGCGGAAGUACCAAGGAUUGGAAAAUAGAGGUUAUGCUGCAUAGAGCACAGCGGGUGAAGGAGACAUUUACCUGUAAAUACAGUAAGAAUACAGCCAUGAGCUGAGGCUCCCCAAACCCGCCUUUCUCAAUGAUGAACGACAAACUGGUGUUCCUGGGUCUCCUUUACUUCAUCCAGGGCAUUCCGUAUGGCCUGCAGUCUUCUUUGCUCCCGGUGUACCUGCGCGGUGCCGGCCACUCCCUCACACGCAUCAGCCUCACCAAAAUCCUCUAUUUCCCCUGGGUGCUCAAGGUAAUCUGGGCCCCUCUGGUGGACCGGACUGGCACCAAGCGCUGCUGGUUAGUGGGCACAGUGGCUGGUCUGGCUCUCACCUGUUUGGUGAGCGCUACAAUCUCACCUGAUGUUCAGUACAUGGGCGUAGCGGGCUCUCUGCUCGCUAUGAACGUGCUGGCAUCAGUGCAGGACAUUGCGGCGGACGGAGCGGCCGUGCGGCUGCUCAGGGGGCAGGGGGAGCUGGGUCUGGGAAACACUGUGCAGGUGGUGGGGUAUAAAGCUGGCUCUGUGUUUGCUGGAGGGGGGCUCCUGGCUGUGAUUGAUGUUGCAGGCUGGGGCUGGAUGUUCGCACUGCUGGCCUGUGUUUACGGUGGUGUUGCUCUGUUCGUGUGGGGCGCCCCGGUGUUGGAUGGAGAGUCGGUGUGGGGACAGGGAGAAGGACGGAGAGGGUCAAAGGAUGUAAUGCAACCCUGGAAGGUGUGGAGGAAGCUCUUGUCUGUGCCAGGAACGCCAUGGAUGAUGUUCUACGUUCUCACAUACAAGCUAGGUGAACAGGGGGCUAUCACCAUGUUUCCUCUCUUCCUGCUGGACCACCACAUGACGGCCAGAGAGCUCGGGUUGUGGAACGGGGUGGUUGCCAUGGCUUUUUCCAUCUGCGGCUCAUCAGUCGGGGGUUUCUUGCUCUCUCAGUACAGUAUUGGCAUGCUAAUGAGACGUGUGUUUAUGAUGCGGACUGUCAGCAUGGUCUUCCAGAGCUCACUUCUCGUAGUGCUAGAGCCCUCGCCCUUGAUGAAAGGUAUGGCAGUGCUGAGUCUGAGUUUGCAGAAUUUCAUAGCGGGUCUCAUCACCACUCUGACGUUCACCACAAUGAUGAACUGCACACAGAGAGCCGAGGAGAGCAUACAGGCCACCCACUACAGUUUUCUGGCCACACUGGAGGUCCUUGGGAAACUGAGUUUUAGUGCCCUGGCUGGAGGUAUGGUGGACACUGUGGGCUUUCCCAUAGCCUUCAUCCUCUUCCUCUUCCUCACCUCCAGCAGUGCCCUGCAUGUGUGGAGAGCCUCAGAGACUGGCGUCCUGAAGGAGCAACUCAAAGAGCAGCCACAGUGACCAGAGUUAGCCUAUGAGAGAGAGUGUAUGUCUGGGUGAGAGAGAGGGAAGUCAAAUCUUAUGUUUCACAUAAGAUACUGGUGACCAAAUAGCCAGUGAAAU
Molecule: messenger RNA, 1522 nt
Organism: Sinocyclocheilus rhinocerous
Lineage: Eukaryota; Metazoa; Chordata; Actinopteri; Cypriniformes; Cyprinidae
Product: major facilitator superfamily domain-containing protein 3-like
Exons: 6
Coding region: 167-1420 (417 amino acids)
Biological process (GO): transmembrane transport
Cellular component (GO): membrane
Molecular function (GO): transmembrane transporter activity
Source: RefSeq, a predicted model, not a curated record